Aspergillus chevalieri is the source of this 609-nucleotide messenger RNA. RefSeq lists its product as uncharacterized. The transcript has a single exon. Lineage: Eukaryota; Fungi; Ascomycota; Eurotiomycetes; Eurotiales; Aspergillaceae. The record is from RefSeq and is a predicted model, not a curated record. Bases 1 to 609 code for a protein of 202 amino acids.
AUGGAUGAUUGCGCCCAUCUCGAAAAAGAACCGGAAAACCUUAUGGAAAAUAUCGACAUUUCGUCAACUUCCUCAGGCGAAACUGGUCUGACGCCCACACAUACCAGCCUACCUGGAUCAUAUGCCGACCCUGAAUUACCGCCGUAUCCUGCACCUGCCGCAGUCGCUCCUUACAAGGAAGCGACCUUCAUCAUUCGCGAUCCUCAGAGCGGCCUUGUUAUCACACUCAAGGAUGGCAAGUUAGGCUUGGCCCCUGCGGAUAAGGAGAAUGCGUUCAUAAAUUGCGAUGACGGGCGUGGCAGUCACUGGCGCUGCAUCGAAAACAAGGGUCGCUGGUUGGGCUUCAAAAAUGCAGUUUCCGGGGAGUUUAUUGGGCACGAUAACAAUAAGAAGAACUGGCGCUUCAUGGCAAAGGUCGAGGCCCACAGGGAAUGGGAGUUUUUCUGUGUCCGUCAGCAUCCAGGUGGCGGCCAUGAGCUGCUUGUGAAGCAUUGGGAUUGCUUUCGUGCGAUGCAAGUGGGCGGCAACAACAACAGGGAGCUGGUGGUUGCUGAUAAAGGACACGGCGGAACGGCGUGGGAGUUUCUUAAAGUUUACUCCGAGAUUUGA